Prunus dulcis (almond) is the source of this 3675-nucleotide messenger RNA. Its product is annotated as cyclic nucleotide-gated ion channel 1-like. The record is from RefSeq and is a predicted model, not a curated record. Bases 434 to 3589 code for a protein of 1051 amino acids. NCBI's taxonomy places the organism in Eukaryota, Viridiplantae, Streptophyta, Magnoliopsida, Rosales, Rosaceae. The transcript is spliced from 10 exons.
UCGUGGAACUUUUUACUUCACAUUCUCAUAACCAAAAAAAGGAUAUGGAGACUUGAAUUAUUUUUUUUCUUGCCAAGCGCAGUAUGGAAAAUGUUUGUUAUUUUUAAUUUACGACAACUAAUACCAUUGUUAUGAAUUCAAACAAGUUAGCAGAAUGAAAUAUUAUUUUAUUGUAACUUGAUAAAUGUGAACUAGUGCAUGAUUAUAAGUAUUUAUUUGAAGUCAAUUCUAUUAAUUGUGGAUUAAUGGGCAUCUACCUAUAUCUACCAUUGUUAUUAUAACUUGACUUCAGUUGUUGAAAAUUUGAGAUCUCAAAUUUGGUUUCGAAAGGGAUUUGCUCCGUCAUUUGCAAACUCCAGACUUCUGGCUAGCAAGAUUCAGCUUCUGCAAAACAAACACAAAAAGGAAAAGAAAAAAGGAGUUUGGGUUCUGCAUGGCGAGUACCGGUGAAGAGAACGUUGCAAGGUUUAGUUUCCACAACUUUAACAGUUUAGCGGAAAAUCCUGCCCCGCCCAAAGAUUUACAAAAAUCAUGUCUUAAGUGGAAUUUCAUAUUUACAACAUCAUGUGUGUUUGCCGUUUUACUGGAUCCUUUGUUCCUCUACAUUCCUAUCCUCAACGACCACAUCAAGUGUCUGAAGUUGGACAACAACUUAAAGAUUACAGCUCUCAUCUUACGAUCGGUCACAGAUCUAUUUUAUAUAGCCAAUAUUAUUUUUCAAGUUUGUAGAUUUGAAAAUUGUUCACCUUCGAUCAAGCGAUUUCUUCCCGAAAGUUGCUCCUCCAAGUUAAUAACAUCACUCAUCAAAAGCUUUCGUGAGUUAUUACCUGAAGUAAGCAACGAAGUUCCAAAACCAAGUAUAACUAAAGAGAUACGGGAGUCGUCCAUCAUAGUUGACAUUUUAGCUAUUCUUCCUCUUCCACAGGUAGUAAUUCUCAUUUUCUUUUCAAAAAUGAGGGCCUCAAGAUCUUUCAGGAAGCUCAUGAACUUUCUUGUUAUGGUGCAAUAUGUACCACGAGUUCUUCGCAUCUACAUAUCAUGCAAGAAAUCUAAAAAACCUUUCAAAGGACAGAUUGCAUUAUGGGUUAAAGGUGUACUCAAUUUUUUUUUGUACAUCCUUGUUAGUCAUGUACUUGGGGCUUUUUGGUACUUUUUUGCUAUUCAACGAAUGACAAGUUGCUGGCAACAUGCAUGUCGAUAUGAAAAUGGAUGCGACCCUACUUCUUUUGACUGUAAUGAUCAUCAUACGUUGAGAAAUAUUACGGUUCUAAAUGAUUUAUGCUCUAUCAAUCCAUCAAAUACAGAUCUAUUUGAUUUUGGUAUAUAUCUAAAUGUCCUUCAGUCGGGUAUAUUGUGGUCAACAAACUAUCCCUUGAAGUUUUUAAAUAGUUUUAGUUGGGGCCUGCGGAAUUUGAGUUCUCUUGCUUCAAAUCUCCAGCCAAGUACCAAUACAUGGGAAAUCCUGUUUGUGACUUUUAUAUCUGUAAUCGGCUUGCUACUAUUUGUAUAUCUCAUUGGGAAUUUGCAGACCUAUGUGCUGUUAGAUACAGAAAGAUUAGAGUCGCACAGACGCAAGAUGAAAAUUGAACAGAAGUUGACAGAAAAAGUAGGCCCAGAUGUAGAAAAAUGGUUAUUUGAAAAUGGCAUCCCCAUGAGUACAAAGUCGGAGGUCAUGUCAAAGGUACGACAAGAACUUGAAGAAAACUCCGAUAUUGAUGUAAAAAAGGAAAUCCUCUCCAUUCUUCCCCAUGAACUUCAAAACUACAUAGAAAGUUGCACGCCCUUGAGUAGGCUGAGGAAGGUACCUAGGCCUCAUGCAAGUCUGGCCACUUCAUCACUUAACGGAUUCUCAAACAAUAAUUUUAAUGGAGGAGUCACAUUGCAACAAAAUGACAAUUUCGAGGUACCACUACUUCGAAACAUGGACGAACAAGUUUUGAGAGAAAUCUCUAAGCAUCUUAAGCCCAAGAGGUAUGAAAAUGACAUCAUUAUUAAAGAGGGUGAACCACUUGAAAUGAUGCUUUUCAUCGUGGAUGGAUGUGUAAUCAUUGAAAAGACAGAUUGUUCUCAUAAGUUGGAGCGAAGCGCAGGAGAUUUUUAUGGAGAGAAACUUCUAGUUUGGCCAUCAUGGACGUCCUUCCAUGAGGGGACAAGACCCAUAGCAACCGAGUCUGUUUCAGCUAGUUAUAAAGUUGAGGCCCUUGUUCUCUUGGCCAGCGACAUGGCUAGUAUAGGCACUAAAUUCAGGUCACAUUUCAACAAGUUGGAAAUGAGUCAUCUAACGGAUUCUGAGUGGGAGCUUUUGACUUGUGACAAGGUGGCUAUGCUACAACAAGUGCCAAAGCUUCGAGCUAUGGAUAAACAAGUAUUGAAAGCAAUGGCUGAGCAUCUUCUACCGGUUUACCAUGGACGCGAUUUCAAUAUCAUUCAAGAGAACCGACCACUUAGUAUGAUGUUCUUCGUCACGAGGGGAGAGGUGAUGAUAAAAAAUAAUGGGAAGGGUCGUGCACCUUUUUUUGGAGAAGAACUUGUUGAGUGGGUACUGGAUAAGUCUUUUCCUGAGAUGCUACCCUUGUCCACCUGUACAGCUACAGUAGUCUCAAACGAUGCUGAAAUCCUCUAUCUCAAGGCAGACGUCUUGAAGAAUUUUGUCUCUAAUAAUAACUUCGCGUCGCAUUUCAGCAGGAUCGCCUCCGAGAUAGAUCUUUUUACUUUUGUCCGGUUGACUAGGCUAAAGAAAGUGAAGAUAUUUCAAAAAAUGGAGAAAGAAGUGUUGGAAGCACUCUCCAAGCUUCUUAAGCCCAAGACGUACCGUGCUGCCAACACCUAUAUUAUUCGAGAGAAGGAACCACUUGAAAUGAUGUUCUUCGUUGUGAGCGGAGUUGUAUCCAUUGAAAGAAGCGAUAGUACUACCAUUGAAGGGCCACAAACCCGUGAAAUGGGAGGUUUCUAUGGAGAAGAACUUGUACAUUGGGUUACAACUUGGGCAUCACAUAGCUACUUUCCUGCCGAACUACCUUUGGCAACUGGUUCUGCGCUACGCGGCCCCCGUCCUGUUAAAAUCCUUGCUCUCACAGCCGACGACUUGAAGAGUGUAGUCUCUGAUUUCAAGUCCAAGUUGUUCACAAGGGAGACUCAGAUCACCCUCCCUCCAUACUUGCCGUCGGAGCCUUUGACUGGGGAUCUGUUGACUAUGCUAAAGAAUGUGGAAAGGCUUAAGCAUAUGGAUGAGCAAGUGUUGAAAGAAAUAAGUGAGCAUCUUAGGGUAGAAAAGUAUCAAGAUCAGUACAUUAUUGGAUUGAAUGAGUCAGUGGAAAAGAUGUUCUUCAUCUUGAGGGGAGUUGUGGCGGUGACAAACGAGUACUGGACAGAACACCGCAAUGAAGCAGAACGUUCAAAUCACAGUGGAGAUGAUCUUAUAGAUUAUUGGGUGCGAUCUAAAGAUACCGCCUUUCCUAAGGAGUUGCCCAUCUCUGCUUUAAGUUUUCGGGCAAUCGGUGAAGUUAAAGUUCUGGUUCUUAUGGCCAACGACUUGGCUAGGGUUCAGCCUUGUCGAAUUCGUAGUAAAACCUUUCUUCGAAGAAACUGAAGUCUGCAAGUCUGAUUGAAUUAAUUGCCAAAUGCAAUUGCAAUAAUGAACUCUUAAUCAAAUUUUAUUAACUACUUUUUGUUGAA